Messenger RNA from Saccharomycopsis crataegensis, 312 nucleotides. RefSeq names its product Rbl2p (gene RBL2). Bases 1 to 312 code for a protein of 103 amino acids. The transcript has a single exon. Gene Ontology annotation, cellular component: cytosol; microtubule cytoskeleton. The record is from RefSeq and is a predicted model, not a curated record. NCBI's taxonomy places the organism in Eukaryota, Fungi, Ascomycota, Saccharomycetes, Ascoideales, Saccharomycopsidaceae. Gene Ontology annotation, biological process: post-chaperonin tubulin folding pathway; tubulin complex assembly. Gene Ontology annotation, molecular function: beta-tubulin binding.
AUGAGUCCAAGCACCUUGAAAAUCAAACAAAUGGCCCUUGCUAGGUUGAUCAAGGAAGAGAAGCUUUACAAGCAAGAAUUGGAAGAACAACAAGCGCUUGUCAGCCAGCUAAAGAAUGACGCCAACGCUGACAAAUAUAGCUUGAAGACCCAGAUUCAAAUCUUAGAAGAGAGUGAAAAAAUGAUCCCAGCUAUUCAUCUCAAAGUCAAGGAUCACUUGAAUGACUUAAAAGCUUUUUUGGAGAAAUAUGAUGGUACUGAACCUACUGAAGAGGCAAAGAAGGCCAUUGAAGAUGCUGAAAAAUUGUUCUAA